Messenger RNA from Pipistrellus kuhlii (Kuhl's pipistrelle), 1739 nucleotides. RefSeq names its product secretin receptor (gene SCTR). The record is from RefSeq and is a predicted model, not a curated record. Gene Ontology annotation, biological process: adenylate cyclase-modulating G protein-coupled receptor signaling pathway; cell surface receptor signaling pathway; brain development. The transcript has 13 exons. Gene Ontology annotation, cellular component: plasma membrane. Gene Ontology annotation, molecular function: secretin receptor activity; peptide hormone binding; G protein-coupled peptide receptor activity. The coding region runs from base 161 to 1498 and encodes 445 amino acids. Lineage: Eukaryota; Metazoa; Chordata; Mammalia; Chiroptera; Vespertilionidae.
CCUCCCCAGCUGGGGCUUCCGCGGGCUGCGGGGCCCGCCAUGCCCCUUCGGGGCUCGGCUGCUGGCCCGGACCCGGGACCCUGCGGAGCGCGCUGAGCUCGGCGCGGGCGGAGCGCGGGGAGACGGCCGUCGGGGCUCCGGCUGCGGAGCCGCCGACACCAUGCGCCCGGGGCUGGCGCUGUGGCUGCUGCUCGCCGGCGCCGCGCACACCGUCGGAGCCCUCCCUGGACUGUGCGAUGUGCUGCGGGUGCUGUGGGAGGAGCGGGACAAGUGCCUGCAAGAACUCUCUGCAGAGAGGACAGGAGACCGUGGCACCCAGCCGCCAGCCCCAGGCUGCGCGGGGCUGUGGGAAAACAUGAGCUGCUGGCCCUCCUCUGAGCCCGGACAGACGGUGGAAGUGGAGUGUCCACGAUUCCUCUGGAUGCUCACGGGCAGAAACGGCUCCAUGUUUCGAAACUGCACACCGGGCGGCUGGUCAGAAGUCUUCCCCAGGCCUGACCUGGCCUGUGGGGUUAAUGUGAACGACUCGUCCAACGAGACCAACGAGAAGCGGCACAGGUACCUGCUGAAGCUGAAGGUCAUGUACACCGUGGGCUACAGCUCCUCCCUGGUGAUGCUCCUGGUGGCCCUCAGCAUCCUCUGUUCUUUCAGGAGGCUCCACUGCACCCGCAACUACAUCCACAUGCACCUGUUCGUGUCCUUCAUCCUGCGCGCCCUGUCCAACUUCAUCAAGGAUGCUGUGCUCUUCUCAGACGACAGUGACCACUGUGAAACCCACAGGGUGGGCUGCAAGCUGGUCAUGGUCUUCUUCCAGUACUGCAUCCUGGCCAACUACGCCUGGCUGCUGGUGGAGGGCCUCUACCUUCACACCCUGCUCGCCAUCUCCUUCUUCUCAGAGAGGAAGUGCCUCCAGGGCUGUGUCGCCCUCGGAUGGGGCUCCCCGGCCAUUUUCGUUGCUUCGUGGGCUGUCACCAGGCACUUCCUGGAAGAUGCGGGGUGCUGGGACAUCAACGCCAAUCCGUCUGUCUGGUGGGUCAUCCGAGGGCCUGUGCUCCUCUCCAUCCUGAUUAACUUCACACUUUUUGUAAACAUCCUAAGAAUCCUGAUGAGAAAGCUGAGAACCCAAGAGACAAGAGGAAACGAAGUAAACCAUUAUAAGCGUCUGGCCAAGUCCACCCUCCUGCUGAUCCCGCUCUUCGGCGCCCACUAUAUCAUCUUCGCCUUCUCGCCAGACGAUGCCAUGGAGAUCCAGCUGUUCUUUGAACUGGCCCUGGGCUCCUUCCAGGGCCUGGUGGUGGCCGUCCUCUACUGCUUCCUCAACGGGGAGGUGCAGCUGGAGGUGCAGAAGAAGUGGCGGCAGUGGCACCUGCGUGAGCUUCCACUGCGCCCCCUGGCCCUCAGCAACUCCACCAGCAUCGGCACCAGCAGCCUCACCCACGGCACCAAGGCCAGCCCCUUAGAGCCGGGCCGGGGCACCUGCAGGGCCAGCGUCAUCUGAGAGGUCGGAGCAGGGCCACUGUGGACACAGGCCAAGCUGGGUUCUGAGAGCGCGGGCCCUGCUCUGGGACAGUCCAUCGGCCCCCGGGCAGCAUAUGCUUUCUCCUGUGACCGAGACCUCUUCUCCAGGCCCUGGGUUGGAGGGUGAGAGUCCCUCAGAACCCACACAAGGAACUUGGGCCGCAUGGGACAAGGGGAGGGGUCUGAGAAGGGAGCAGGAAAAUAAAUGGGAACUGAGGGGA